Molecule: messenger RNA, 522 nt
Organism: Bactrocera latifrons
Lineage: Eukaryota; Metazoa; Arthropoda; Insecta; Diptera; Tephritidae
Product: jerky protein homolog-like
Exons: 3
Coding region: 1-522 (173 amino acids)
Cellular component (GO): nucleus
Molecular function (GO): DNA binding
Source: RefSeq, a predicted model, not a curated record
AUGUUAAAAUCAAUUGCUAAGACGGAGUUUGCAAGACAUCUUAAAAUUUGUGGUGAAAUACUUUCGAGUGACACAACAGAAAUAACUCCUUUUAUUUACAAGUUACGGGCCACAAUGGAUGAAAUAGGAAUAACCGAGGCACAGUUAUACAAUGCGGAUGAGUCUGGUCUCUUUUACCGUAUGCUUCCAGAUCGCACAUUCGUAGAAGCAAUUGAAAAGACUGCACCAGGCCGAAAAAUACUAAAAGAAAGGAUAACAUUUAUGCUGUGUGCGAAUGCCGAUGGAUCCCACAAAUUGAAACCCUUGGUGAUUGGUAAAUCUGCAAAUCCACGUUGUUUUUCCGGAUUCAACCAUCCAUUGGAAUACGUAAAUUCUAAAAAAGCAUGGAUGGACUCCCAACUGCUUUCUGAAUGGUUUCAUGAUUCGUUUACUAAACAGGUUCGUACUUUUUGCUCUGAAAAUAAUUUACCACUUAAGGCAUUGUUGCUAGUUGACAAUUAUACAGCUCAUAACCCCAUUUGA